GCCCCUGGACUGCCAGGUGUCCGACCAGGGAGGAGGAGGAGGAAGAGAACUCAAUCUGCUGGGGCCUGAGUGUGGCCUGGGGGACGGGCCAUCGUCCCAGAAUGCCCCUGCCGGAGCCCAGCGAGCAGGAGGGUGAGAGUGUGAAGGCUGGCCAGGAGCCGUCCCCGGAGUCCCCUGAGCCAGGCACAGAUGUUGUCCCUGCAGCGCCCAGGAAGCCCAGGAAGUUCUCCAAACUGGUCCUGCUGACGGCCUCUAAGGACAGUGCCAAGGUGGCGGGGGCCAAGCGCAAAGGGGUGCACUGCAUCAUGUCCCUGGGGGUGCCCGGCCCCGCCACCCUCGCCAAAGCCCUCCUCAAGAUCCAUCCUGAGGCUCAGAGGGCCAUCGAGGCACCCCCCCAGGAGCCUGAGCAGAAACGCAGCAAGCUGGACACAGCUGGAAAAGAAGAUGGAAGGUUGGCAGGGCAGUCUGCCCCCCGUACCGAGGUCGUAGGGGCGGAGCCCACCGCAGAUGCCGUCAUGCCCAGCACCCUCCUGUAA
This is a messenger RNA of Odobenus rosmarus divergens (Pacific walrus), 536 nucleotides long. It is a transcript of the gene FLYWCH2, whose product is annotated as FLYWCH family member 2. The coding region runs from base 102 to 536 and encodes 144 amino acids. The transcript is spliced from 2 exons. Lineage: Eukaryota; Metazoa; Chordata; Mammalia; Carnivora; Odobenidae. The record is from RefSeq and is a predicted model, not a curated record.